This is a messenger RNA of Thlaspi arvense, 1095 nucleotides long. Lineage: Eukaryota; Viridiplantae; Streptophyta; Magnoliopsida; Brassicales; Brassicaceae. The record is from the annotation of a GenBank genome assembly.
AUGAAGCGAAGAGAUUCCAAAAAUAGACAACGGAGAGGUUCAGGUGAUGACGAAGCAACAAGAACCAGAUCGUCGAAAUUUAAGAAAAAGAAGAAGAAAUCGACGAAUCAAGGAGACAUGCCGGUCAUUGAUAUUAUCUUCAGGGUCGAAGAGAUUUGCAAGAAGUACGACAAGUACGACGUCGACAAGCAGCGCGAGCUUGGAGCUUCCGGCGACGAUGCCUUCUCUCGCCUCUACACCUCCAUUGAUUCCGACAUUGAAGCAGUUUUCCGUAAAGCGGAAUUGGCAUCAACAGAGAGCAAUAGAGCUGCAGCGGUGGCCAUGAACGCUGAGGUUCGAAGAACAAAAGCGCGUUUAGCUGAAGAUGUUGUUAAACUGCAAAAACUCGCCGUUAAAAAGGUGAAAGGACUUACAAAAGAGGAACGAGAAUCGCGAUGCGAUCUAGUUAUCGCACUAGCCGAUAGGAUUCAAGUAAUACCUGAUGGAAAUCAACAUGCAGCUAAACAAAAUGAUUGGGGAGGUGCUUCUGCACCUAACAACAACAUCAAGUUUGAUAUAUCUGAGGACGACAUGGAUGAUGGGUUUUUCCAGCAAACUGAAGAAUCAAGCCAGUUUCGACAAGAAUAUGAGAUGAGAAGACAAAAACAGGACGAGGGUCUUGAUGUUAUAUCAGAAGGGUUGGAUGCACUGAAGAACUUAGCACGUGACAUGAACGAGGAACUUGACAAGCAAGUCCCAUUGAUGGACGAAAUGGAAACAAAGGUUGAUGGAGCAUAUUCGGAUUUGAAGAACACAAACGUUCGACUCAAGCAACAGCUUGUGAAGAUGAGAUCUAGCCGCAACUUCUGCAUUGAUAUUAUUCUUCUCUGUGUGGUCCUUGGAAUCUGCUCUAAACUAAAGUUGGAGAUGGGCUACAGCGAUAUUCUUCUGGCCAUUUAUGAAGCCUACGGUAAGUUCUUAAACCAAGCUAAUAAAGAUACUUUUCUUGGAGAGCAAGCAACGUUUGCAAAUAGAAUAGUUAGUAAUUGUAAGCAAAACGGAAACGUGGAAGUAAAAGGAUUUGGAAGAAAAUUAACCGAGAAUUCGUUACAAUAA